Molecule: messenger RNA, 2572 nt
Organism: Photinus pyralis (common eastern firefly)
Lineage: Eukaryota; Metazoa; Arthropoda; Insecta; Coleoptera; Lampyridae
Product: insulin-like growth factor-binding protein complex acid labile subunit
Exons: 2
Coding region: 115-2538 (807 amino acids)
Cellular component (GO): extracellular matrix
Molecular function (GO): protein binding
Source: RefSeq, a predicted model, not a curated record
AACAAUUUGGCGAAAUUCUGCUAUCAUCGACAAACAAAUUGCCUAAUCUUCCCUAUUUAAAUAACUGUUUUCGGGCGCCUUAUUCAGAGUUGUUUUGAACAUCCAAAUCUGAUCAUGAGGUUCAUUGCGAAGCUAUUGUUUCUGAUUGGGUUGUCCACUGUGCAGUCGAGCGACUGUAGCUAUAACAUUAGGAGAGGUAUUUCGUGUAGGGGCAUACAUUCAUUGGAUCAAUUAAGGAAAGGUAUUGAUGAAUAUGUUGUGAAAGAAAAAGUGGCAAUGGAAAAUUUCGUUGGUUUGGAGCUCGUAGGUAGCGACAUUGGAUUUCUUGGACCGAAUACUUUUGAAGGAUACGAGCAUUUAAAGCGUAUAAGGUUUGCGGUCAGUAAUAUAACUAAUAUCCCCAAUGGAUGCUUUAAACAUAUGAAGAAUUUAGAGGAGCUACACAUUGGGUUUAGCACAAUAGACAACAUUGAAGAUGGGGCGUUCAGCGACAUGUUCAAUUUGAAAAAACUCGCAAUUUUAGAAACGAGAGUACCACGUUUUCCCAAGAAGUCGUUUGUCGAUAUGCAUUCUUUGGUUGAAAUCAAUAUCCAUGGUAACCAUCUAGAAGAAAUUGAAGAAGGUGCAUUUAACAGCUGCCCAAAUUUAGUCCAAGUUUACAUUUUUGAAAAUUAUGGAAUCAAUCUUCCAAAGAACCUCUUUGAAAAGCUGACGUUACUCGAAAUACUGCACCUUAACAACAAUCACUUGGUUGAGUUAGAUAAGGACACCUUCAAGGGGUUAUCUAAUUUAAAAACCCUCCAUCUGGAAAGCAAUAAAUUAGCAACGCUAUCUCCAGAAGUUUUUCACGACCUAAGCUCCUUGGUAGAGCUGGACUUGAUGAAUAAUGGCAUAACAAAUAUCGAUCAAGGCCUAUUUGCCAACCUAAAAGCCCUUAAGAAACUCCAGUUUUCCAUGAACAAAAUCGAAAGCUUGCCGAAAGAUCUCUUCAAGAAUAAUCCGAAUAUAGAUACCAUCGACCUUUCGGAUAACGAAUUUAACAAAUUGGGCGACAUUUUCACGGGGGCCUCGAAACUGACUAGUAUUAAACUGAACAAAAAUCAGUUGGAAUUAAUUCCCGAUGGCAUCUUUUCUGGACUUUCUCAACUUUCGACGCUCGACCUUUCCGAAAACAAAAUCGAGAAAGUAACAUCUGGGAUGUUUAAAGGAUUAAGCGGCUUAGAAAAUCUGGAAUUAUACUCAAACAAAAUGCACACGAUUGAAUCCUCAUCCUUUGAUGAUCUAACUGCGCUUUCCAACUUAUACCUCGAGAAGAAUAAACUCAAAUCAUUUCCGUCGGGAUUAUUCGACAAAAACGUGGAGCUGGAGGUACUACAUUUAAGGAAGAAUGAGAUAGCGGAUUUGAAGAAAGGAAUCUUCGACCACUUGACCAAGUUAGUACGUUUAGAUUUAAAUGAUAACAAGAUUGAGCAUUUCGAAUCCGGCAUAUUCAAAAACCUGAAACAACUCCGGACUUUCUACUUUAGUGACAAUAAAUUACACAGUAUCACCCCAAAGAUGUUUGAAGGCUUGAGUUCGCUGCCGUACUUGCAUAUUACAAAAAAUCCAAUUAAGAACAUACACUGUGAAGCCUUUGAAGAUUUAUCGUCCCUAACAUCUCUGACAAUCGAAGAUAUUCACUUUGAUACCUUCACUCCUACCUGCUUCUCUAACGUGAAAACCUUGUCCUCUUUAACAAUUGGCAAAUCCAAACUAAAUAUGCUGAAAAAAGGAGAUUUCGCCAAGAUGGAAAACUUAAAAUUCCUCUUUCUGGAUGAAGAUCACAUCGAGGACAUAGAGCCGGGCACCUUCGAAGGACUUGCGGAACUGGAAACGUUGUCAAUGAAACAAAACCAUCUAUCUAAAAUCAAUGGAGAUAUGUUCGCCGGGCUUGCAAAAAUCGAAAGGCUAAUCUUGAGCGAUAACAAAAUUUCAUCGAUCCACUCCGAUACCUUUGAACUGUUUCCAAACCUGGAAACUUUGCGCUUAAAUGCUAAUGAACUUCAUAAGUUCAAUGGUGACGAAUUUGCCACAAUCCCAAAAUUGAGCACCUUGGACUUAUCGCACAACGCAAUCAAGAACUUACCAUCCGGCAUUUUCAAAACACUAACAUCGCUUAGGUCGCUUAAACUAGAUUCCAACAAACUCAAAGCGCUAAAAAAAGGUGCCUCACCCUCUGCACCUCAAUUGCAAUCCUUGACUUUGUCCGAAAACGAUAUUGACGAAAUCGAACCCGGUACCUUUGAGGAUUUCAAGACGCUCGCCUAUCUCGACCUCUCCAACAACACCUUGAAGCACAUUACAUCCGACACAUUCAAAGGACUGACCGGUAUAGUUGUACUUAACCUCCAGCAUAACAAGAUCUCCGACUUAAACCUAGACGUCUUCGACAGUCUUCAUGAACUCAAACAGGUUACUUUGGAAGGUAAUAAGCUGGAUGACGCCGUCAUUCAUGCAUUUGAGAAGAAGUACCCCUUACCAGAAAUUAUACCCUUGUAAUUCUUAUAAGUACUAAUAAAGUUUUGGAUUUGGA